Limulus polyphemus (Atlantic horseshoe crab) is the source of this 724-nucleotide messenger RNA. RefSeq names its product cuticle protein 10.9-like. The record is from RefSeq and is a predicted model, not a curated record. Gene Ontology annotation, cellular component: chitin-based extracellular matrix. NCBI's taxonomy places the organism in Eukaryota, Metazoa, Arthropoda, Merostomata, Xiphosura, Limulidae. Gene Ontology annotation, molecular function: structural constituent of chitin-based larval cuticle. The transcript has 3 exons. Bases 16 to 501 code for a protein of 161 amino acids.
CCUCAGUCAGUGACAAUGAUUCAGGUCUUGUCAGUUUUAGGACUUCUUGCUGCAGCUCAAGCGGGAUUCAUUGGAGGAGGAGGAGGAGGGGGUUAUGGCAGCGGGAUUCCUAUUCACGCAGGAGGUUACGGCCAGCAACCAGUAUACCCUUCCAUUCCAACACCUUACUCGUUUGGUUAUGUCGCUCCUGCUAUUGGUGGGCUUAGCGCACGCCAGGAAUCUGGAGAUGGAUCCGGUCGGGUGAGCGGUUCUUACAAGCUGUCUGAUGCAGAUGGACGCCAGAGGAAAGUCCAGUACACUGCUGGUCCAGAAGGUUUCAGAGCUCACGUCUACACUAACGAACCUGGUACCAAGAGUGAUAACCCUGCUGACGUGACCUUCCAGUCAUCCGCCCCUGUUCCCCCUCCUUACUACCCGCCUAGUAAGCCCUAUGGAUACGGAGGUUCUGUUGGUGGUCAUCAUAAAAUAGUUGUUGUUCCAUCUGGCGGUCCUUGGGAGUAGAUUGUUUUCUAAUUUGACCGAUUAUUGAUGAAUAUGUGUAAUAUAAAACUUAUCUAGCAUCUGACUUAUUCUUCUGUUAGUGUUUCUUUAAAGUGCCAAUUCUUUGUUGUUCGGUUUAUCUCUUCUCUGUUAAUAAUCUUUUAGUGUUCCAUUAAUACUGAUCCAGAUAUUGUAACUCGACAACAUGUAUGAAUAAAACCUAUUGUCUAGAAAAGUAAUCCCA